GAAGCUGACAGGAGAUUGUAGUGCGGUCGGUAGCAGCGUGAGCUGUGUUGCAGAAUGUUUGGAAAACUUUCAAUUUUGCUCUUUGUCUUCCUUUUUUUCGACAAUGAGCCCACUGACGCACAGAAGAAAAAAGAGUUGUCUUGGUGGGUGUGUGUCUGUGUGUGUGUGAAUCUGUGUGUGUGUCCUGUCUAGACUCUGCUGUCAGAGAAGGUGACUCAGAUGAUGGAGUGGGCCUCCAAGCGCUCAGUCAUCAGGAUGAAUGGCGAUAAGUUUCGUCGCUUUGUCAAGGCUCCUCCCAGAAACUACUCCAUGGUUAUCAUGUUUACAGCACUGCAGCCACAGAGACAAUGUGGGGUCUGCAGACAAGCUGAUGAGGAGUUCCAGGUGCUGGCGAACUCAUGGCGUUAUUCCUCCGCCUUUACUAACAAAGUCUUCUUUGCAUCUGUCGAUUUUGACGAAGGAUCAGAUGUCUUUCAGAUGCUAAAUAUGAAUUCUGCUCCAACCUUCCUCCACUUCCCAUCCAAAGGGAAACCUCGCAGGUCUGAUACCUAUGAGCUGCAGGUCAGAGGCUUUGCAGCUGAGCAGCUGGCUAGAUGGGUGGCAGACAGGACUGAUGUGCAGAUCCGUGUCAUUCGUCCCCCCAACUAUGCAGGGCCUCUCCUGCUGGGCUUCCUCCUGGCUGUGAUUGGAGGCCUGGCGUAUCUACGGAGACACAAUUUGGAGUUUCUCUUUAACAAGAACGUCUGGGCCUUCUCUGCACUGUGCUUUGUCCUGAUCAUGACUUCAGGCCAGAUGUGGAACCACAUCAGAGGACCACCUUAUGCACACAAAAACCCUAGCACUGGCCAAGUUAGUUACAUCCAUGGCAGCAGUCAAGCCCAGUUUGUGGCUGAGACGCACAUUGUCCUGCUCUUCAAUGCUGCUGUUACUAUGGGAAUGGUACUGCUGUGUGAAGCUGCUACCUCUGACAUGGACAUUGGAAAGAGGAAGAUUAUGUGUGUCGCAGGUAUUGGUCUGGUGAUGCUGUUCUUCAGCUGGCUGCUGUCCAUUUUCAGAGCAAAGUACCAUGGAUACCCAUACAGCUUCUUGAUGAGUUAGGUGACCAGGAUCCUCCAGCUUCACAGUAAGGAUGGACUUCAGGACAGGAAGUUCACCAAAGUGCCAUCACCCUGCGUGGUGCUGUUCAUGGCAAUGAUGCCUCAUUUAUGUUUACUUGCCAUGGUUUGUCUUUUGAUCUCUUGAGCCAAAAGUCUGUGUGUCACGCUGUGCCUUUACAAAGACUCAGCAAGCAAUUCAUUCAUCAUCAGUUUGCAGUCUAAACUUUCUUGUGCCAAAAGAUGUUUUCUAGAUUAGCAUUUUGAAAAGUAAACUAUCAUUUCUUAAAUUGAUUGAUUAGUAAUUAAUUAAAUUGAUUGAUUAGUCCAAGACACAAAUCUCCAUCUGUAUCUUUAUUUUUUUUAACUUUUUGGACCAUAAACAGGUCAUAGACUCUGUUUUGUCUGUUAAGUUGUUUGUGUGUGGCUGAACUUCAACCAGCAUAUUAUAUUAAUGGAGUAGCAAAGUGGGAGCAGUUAUUUCAAGCAUCCCAGGUGUCCUGUAAAGUCCUAAGAAAGGUCCCUUUAAGUACUAAUGGUAGGCCAAAUCUGUGAUAUUACACAUACUAAUUAACCAUUAAUUUAUUCAACUUUUUAAGAAAGAGCAAAGAAAUUAAAGGUUUGCCUAGUUGGUUGCCCACUACUACGGAUGGGAAUUGUAGUAUUUCGACCCAUUUACCAAAACAAGAUUUCAUAGAAACAAACUAGAAAUAUUUGGAACCACUGGUCAUAACAUAGCCUUAUAUACUGUAAUAUUAUCAAGUAGUCCUUUGUUUCUGUGUUGUUGAACACUGAUUACUGUUUUAAAUCCUUGCAGGACCUUCACCACAAUGCAACUCUAUAAGCUAUGUGCCUUACACUCCUAAGCCACUGGGGUGUCUGAUCACAUGUAUGCUUAUAAUAAAAUGUCAAGUGAUUUUAAUAAAUCUGAAGGCAGUUGGAGCUAGAGCCAGUUUAUUUACUCAUCACUACUCCCACUCAGUGAGCUCAGUUUGGGGUUAACAGAGUAACAUGUCUCAGCAUUCAAAUGACUUUGUGGAUGCACAAGUGAUGAAAUUACUUGGAUUUUCUUUUAACAUCAAAUGAGAAUUCCUCACACUCAGGGUUUUCUACAUACCUAUCUGGAAGUUAAAGUACUAGUAGAUGGAGGGAUGGAAGUUUCUGAAUCUAUUUUAUUCAUUAAUGGGGACAGAAUGAACGUACCUCCCCCCCACACAAUAAUUUUUUACUUGGGUUUUGUGUAAUGUACCUUUGUUCUUUCCACUUGUAAUAGCUCUGCAGUGAGCUGGUGUUGCGUUUAAAUUGAAUAAUCACGCUUUUCUUUUGUUAAAACAUUUUUUGUGUCCCUUUAUCAAUAAGUAAAAUGGCCUUAACUCCAGAGCUAGAUGCAGUUUUGUUGUUUUUAUAUCAUGAGAAGUAUACAAGCUCAUUCAUCACAAUACUUAUCAAAAGUAUAAUUUUCUUUCUGUUGUGUGAAAUAAGUGCUUUAAAUGUUUGUGGUUGGUUAUCAGGUUGUACCAGGAGAGAAUAUUUGAUCCGAAGUGAUUAUUUCUGAUAUUAAAGUGCCUUAACUGCA
This is a messenger RNA of Dicentrarchus labrax (European seabass), 2670 nucleotides long. Its product is annotated as magnesium transporter protein 1. Gene Ontology annotation, cellular component: oligosaccharyltransferase complex. Lineage: Eukaryota; Metazoa; Chordata; Actinopteri; Moronidae. The coding region runs from base 220 to 1098 and encodes 292 amino acids. The transcript is spliced from 10 exons. The record is from RefSeq and is a predicted model, not a curated record.